GAAUUGUUGAAGAGGAGGAUAUUCAUCUCGGACAUUCUUUUACUCGAACCGCGGUCGCUCGCUUAGCUAGUUCCCGCUGCAAGGCGGUCCGUGCGGACCACCGAACGUCGUGCCGGAGCACCCGAUGGCGCCGUCAGACUCCGACUACGACCCGUCGACACCACCUCCUGCGCCAGCCAAACGUACCAGGAAGCGAACAGUAAAGGCGCUUGACGCCCUGCAGCAGCUCCCAACAACGAGAGCAGUACCGGGUCGACCUAUACAGAUAGAGGGCAGAGCCACGGCAUUGCCGCUACCGCAGAACGAUGAACCAAAUAGCACGCAGCAACACCCAGCGCACUAUGAACUACCGCCAUUUCCUACCAGACACGUGUCGAUCUCCUCCGAACGAGCUCCUGAGGGAGCCAGCGCCGGGAUAGGGGAGCUGGCAGAACUCAUCGCGAGCCUAAAAGAGACGAUAGCACAGCAGAACAACAUCAUCGGGAACCAGAACAAGAUCAUCGAGGACAUUCGAAGCAACCGCGCAACGUUCCAGGCAGAGCAGCAGCAUCUCAAAGACCAGAUUGUAGAGCUCCAAGAAACCAUCGGCUCUCUUCGAGCGCAGCUCGACACCCUUUCGAUCGAACCGCCCGGACAACCAGCAAGAGCAGGCACAACACUUUCGCGAUCGACAAGCACAGGCUCAACAGACAAAGAGAACGUGAGACAGUUAGUAGCUACUACAGAGGCGGCUAAGCAAGCCAUCCAGCAAGGCAUAAAUAGGGUCGAAAGACUCGCGGGAACCACGGUUAAGGGGUUCCGCGUGUGGCGAGGAAACGAAGGCACAAGGGUGAUUAAGUUCUCGGUAGACAAGGACAAAGAGGCAGCGGUCCGACAGACAACGGCAGACUGGCUCGAGCCAGCUUUACCAGGCGCAAGGCUGGUAGGGCCCAAGUAG
Mytilinidion resinicola is the source of this 937-nucleotide messenger RNA. RefSeq lists its product as uncharacterized. The record is from RefSeq and is a predicted model, not a curated record. Bases 125 to 937 code for a protein of 270 amino acids. The transcript is spliced from 3 exons. Lineage: Eukaryota; Fungi; Ascomycota; Dothideomycetes; Mytilinidiales; Mytilinidiaceae.